AUGAUUGCGACCGUUGUCGCUCCUCGGACGAUGCCCUCGUUGACGGCCGACCAGAGCGACUCUACCACCCACGGCCACACCAUCCAGACUUAUACGCUUCCCACGCGCACCCUGUCCGACAAGUCUCUGUUCGGCGGCGACUAUGCCGAGAAGGUGCACCGUGGCGCAGCCCCCACAAUGAACGGCAAGCCCGUCGGCGGCUCCAUCAUGCAGUCGAUACCCAACGGCCGACCUGUGCAACCAUCAAGCGCUGAGAAGCGAACAUCGCAGCAGGCGGACGGCAGCGUGGGCAGGCAGCGAGGCUCGAGUAUUGGCAAACAAAGUCCCUUCAGCACGUCGGAACCGCUGCGGCUCAACUCCGGCGAGCUAUCUGGCAGGGAUGAUGGCUACUUCGCGUCAGUCCACGGUAGUGAGCAGCACGAUGGCUGCAAAACUACUCACGUUACCCUCAACGCGACGAGCCCGUCUGCUGCACACAAAGAAGCCAGCAAAGACCUCGCCCCGCCCUACAAGACCAGCACCGAGUCGCAGCCGCCUAAUCCGCAGAGCAACCUGCAGGUUCCAGGCUCGACCUACCGCGUCUCCUCCCCUCCCGCCUUCAACCACACCACACCAAGCCCUGCCGAAGCGCCCUACCGUCUGCAGCAUCGGCACACACUCGAGGUGCCCAGCGUCUCCGCAGCCCGCGCCCAGGGCCUUCGAAACAACAACAACAACAACAACACCGAUGAUGUCGUGACUGCGAGCGGUAGGUUCUCUCCAGCCAACACUCCCACCCGCCGCCGAGGGUCAAUGUCUUUGGCACGCCGGACAACCCGCUCCAUACACUCCGACAUGCAUCUCGACGAGGUGCCCCAGGAUGAGGACGCCGCGCGGUGGGCCGAACACAUCAGGCAAAAGCGGGCCAGCAAGAGGAAGCGGAGGGACGACGAAGACGACGACCGCGUUGUCGUCGGCACAAAGGUCGACCAGAACCACGUCAAUUGGGUGACGGCCUACAACAUGCUCACGGGCAUCCGGUUCACCGUCUCGCGGACUAACGCAAAGAUGGACCGCGACCUCACGGAUGCCGACUUUGACGCCAAGCACAAGUUUUCUUUCGAUAUGUACGUGCCGGAAGACUUCUCAUUUGCCGGAAAUGAACUUACGCCAUCCGCAAAAUACGACUUCAAGUUCAAGGACUACGCGCCCUGGGUCUUCCGCCACCUUCGCAGCAUCUUCGGUCUCGACCCCGCCGACUACCUUGUGUCGCUGACGAGCAAAUACAUCCUUUCCGAACUAGGCUCGCCCGGCAAGAGCGGGAGCUUCUUCUAUUUCUCCCGGGACUACAAAUACAUCAUCAAAACUAUACAUCAUGGCGAACACAAGUUCCUCCGAAAGAUUCUUAAGAACUACUACGACCAUGUCCAGGAGAACCCGAAUACAUUACUCUCUCAGUUUUAUGGCCUACAUCGCGUAAAGAUACCCUACGGACGUAAGAUUCAUUUCGUUGUCAUGAACAAUCUAUUUCCUCCGCAUCGAGAUAUCCACCGCACGUUUGAUUUGAAGGGGUCGACAAUCGGACGAGACUUCAAAGAGGAGGGGCUCGAGGAGAAUCCGCGUGCUACCCUGAAGGAUCUCAACUGGUUACGACGGGACCAACAUCUGGAGUUUGGACCGGCAAAGAAGAAGGCGUUUGUCGAGCAGAUGCAAAGGGAUGUCAAGCUUUUGCAAAAGUUGCAUAUCAUGGACUACUCAAUGCUCAUUGGAAUACACGAUUUGGGGAAGGGGAACGAGGAGAACCUACGAGACAAGACGUUGCAGGUGUUCCAACCGGGCGGAGAGGCGGGAGACGCUCAACCUAACAUGCUCACGCGGACACCGUCAAAGCUUGAAAGCGCACGGAAGGCUAAGGAGUUGAGGCAGAUGAUCAAGACGCAGAAACCUGUGCCCAUGGACCAGACUGCGACUAAGAUGCCUGAUGAGCUAGAAGGGCAGCAGAAGAAUAACUACUUCUAUGUCGACGACGGUGGUUUCAGAGCCACGCAUGAGGACGAUACACCGGGCGAGGAGAUAUACUACCUCGGAAUCAUCGACUGCCUGACACACUACAACCUCAUCAAACGCAUAGAGCACAGGUGGAAGGGCUUGACGAACGAAGAAUCGCAGAUCUCCGCUAUUCCACCCGAAAGAUACGGCGACCGAUUCCUAAAGUUCAUUAGCAGCGUCACCAAGACACGCGAAGCCGCCGAGCGAGAAAAAGCCGAAGAGUCCGCACACACACCCAGCGACCCCGUCCUCGCAGGAAUCAACGACACUCGCAGCGAACGCGAAUCGACCGAGAAAGUCUUCCACAAAGCUCACAAUCAAGCAGAGCACACGAAGCGCCACGGCGCAAGCGAGGAAGAUAUCCCUAAGCGUGAAAUGCGCAUCGUACGCAGCCCAUCAGCAGAGCGAGGCGAACUAGGCACCACGCUUCCCGUCGUCGAAGAAGCACAAGAGACUUCGAGCACGGGCGGUCGAAGUGCACGAAGUACAGACACCAACUUCGCCGCGCCGCCUCUCCGUCAGGAACACCGAGGUCUGCAAAACGGAUCACGAGAAAGAGAUCAGAGCCAUCCACGGCCGCCGCCCACCCCACCUAAGGAUUCGGGCACAGGCACCAGCGAGCGACCGCCUACACCGCCAAAGGACCCGGGGUAUAACCAGCGACAUUCGGGGCCGCCGACGCCGCCGAAAGAGGAGCGUGAACGCGGUAGGGGAAAGGACAAGGAGUUGCCGCAUUUGCCGCCUAUGGAAACGGUCGUGAGAGUUAAUUAG
Messenger RNA from Didymosphaeria variabile, 2799 nucleotides. It is a transcript of the gene MSS4, whose product is annotated as Phosphatidylinositol-4-phosphate 5-kinase. The transcript has 3 exons. Gene Ontology annotation, molecular function: phosphatidylinositol kinase activity. Gene Ontology annotation, biological process: phosphatidylinositol metabolic process. Lineage: Eukaryota; Fungi; Ascomycota; Dothideomycetes; Pleosporales; Didymosphaeriaceae. Bases 1 to 2799 code for a protein of 932 amino acids. The record is from RefSeq and is a predicted model, not a curated record.